AUGGGCAAUCUAUGUUCUCGAUCCUCCAACAACGACCCUGAAGCCUUCACAGGACCAGGGCGCGUGGUCGGAACAUCCGGUCAACAAAACCCGGCCCCCCGCGCAGCGCCUCCAUCAAAUACAAACUGGAAGGCAUCACCGGGUCGGACGCUCGGCGACACCUCCUCACCCGGCGGGGCGCAAGGGGCUGGUGACGAGGCUCGAUCCAAUGCCGCAAUUGCAGCACAGAAACGCGCCGACUCCGUUACAACGGCGAGCAAGGGAAAGCUCGGUUCCAAGCUAGCGGCGCAAAAAGCGAAGACGCAAACUCAGACUUUAGGUGAAGUUAGUCGCGAUGAGAGGGCGGCGCGGGAUGUAGAUCAGGUGGAGCAGGCGAGGCAAUGGUCUUGA
Molecule: messenger RNA, 390 nt
Organism: Penicillium verhagenii
Lineage: Eukaryota; Fungi; Ascomycota; Eurotiomycetes; Eurotiales; Aspergillaceae
Exons: 2
Coding region: 1-390 (129 amino acids)
Source: RefSeq, a predicted model, not a curated record